Molecule: messenger RNA, 1712 nt
Organism: Schistosoma turkestanicum
Lineage: Eukaryota; Metazoa; Platyhelminthes; Trematoda; Strigeidida; Schistosomatidae
Source: the annotation of a GenBank genome assembly
GUAAAAAGAAAUCAAUUGAUUUUUGCUAGCACUUUCAGAAGAUAAUGAGAUUGGAUAUUGGAUAGUGUGUACUGGGUUAUUCAAGACGGGCGUCACUUAUAAUUUCCACUAGCUUGUGGGAUAUGCUAACUAUCGUUUUACAGUAAUAAUUAACGGACUCUUGAUGACUGACAGCUGUAUAGCACAAAUACGUGAAUUCAAUCGUGUUAUUUGGGGUGGAUCCGAUGUGAAAACAGAUUUGUUUAAACGUUGGUGUCAAGGAUUUUCAUUUAGCCCUGUUGAGUUUAGUGCUUUAGUACAAUCAACAGGUGGUCCAUGUGCUGUCAUAGCUACUACUCAAGCCACGAUUAUGUACGAAGUGUUGUUCAUUCGUAAACAGAACCUUGCCGAUAUUACUGAUGUUGACAAUAUGGACAUCCUACUUAGUGCACUCUUAAGAAUAAUUAUGUUGGUUUCAAGUGAUCGCCAAAGUCAGUUUUGUUGGGUCUACUGGUGCGAAGAUGAAGAACCAGCAAGUUCUGAGUCCUCUAUUCAAGAUGAAAAAUGUACCACCAGUGAUUUUAUCGUUUGCAAUAAAUCAUUGGAUCCUAACAGAAAUCAACUUUCAGAAUGCAAUUUUCAGAAAUUUAUUCAUGGUUUAAAGUGCUUCGAAGCCGAGACUGUUGAAGAACUUCGCGCAGUUGCUUUCUCUUUACUACCUCAAAUAAAAUCACAGUAUGGAGUAUUAUGCUUCCUUUAUUCUGUUUUGUUCACACAUGGACUUCAAUCACUUAUAAAUGAAAUGAAUGGUGAAAUGGAUGCCUUGAUUGACCCCAUUCAUGGGCAUGCUAGUCAGUGUUUGAUUAAUUUAUUAAUUACUGGAGAAAGCACGCCAUAUUUAUUUGAUGGGGAGCGAGAUCUUGGAGGAUUUACAUUAAAAGGUAUAUCCAGGCAACCGAAAACUGGUUUCUUGACUUUUGUUGAAGCGAUGAGAUAUUGUGAAGUUGGAUGGUUUUUGAAAAAUCCAUGUUACCCAGUGUGGGUUUUGGGUUCGGAAACACACUUAACUGUCUUGGCGUCACCAGAUAUGUCGUUAGUAUCGAAAAAUGCAACAUCAGAAAAUAACUCCAGCAUAUCGGGUAUACGUCAAGCUGAAAUUGAAUUCAAUUAUCUCAGCCCGGAUCAAGAUACGGGAGGCUUUAUCAGUUCAGUUGAUUUCGAAAAAUUAUUGACCAAAUUGCAAUUGCCUACAGGACCUUUACAAGUGAAUGAUUUGGUCACAAAACUAGAUCCUGAAGGUUUGGGAAUCAUUUUGAAGAGAGAUUUCUUACAGUUCUUUUUCCCCGAAGAAAUGGCAAAACGCGCCACUGACGUUAUUAGCUUUCAGCUAAUCCAUUACAAUGGUCUGGAGCACUCUAAUAGUGAUGGCCGGGUUCGGUACAGUAUUGGUGAAGCCCAUUUAAUAGAUCCUACAGAAGAGCUUGUUGAAACUCAGCCUGUUGAUCAAAGUCCUAUACAGCAGUGCUUGGCAACAAAAUGGCCUACAAUACGAAUCAAAUGGAACGUAAACAGAAGUCCAUCGCUAAACUAAAUUACUUGUAAUAUAUUACAGUAGCAGCUCAUCAUUAUUACCCAAAUGCUUUCAAAUUAACAGUUGUACAGUUUAUUAAUAUGUAAACAAAAUGAAGUGCUUUUAUGUACGUUGCCAUGUUUUAACAUAUUUAAUCGCCUCG